CGUACUCUCCCUCCCAUCCAAAGACCCUUCCACAACCAUGGCGGGGUGGUUCAGCAAUAUGAACCUUGACCAGAUCGGUGCCCAGGUGACCGGACUCACGCAGAGCCUUGGCGAGAGUGCAGCAAAAAUGGGCGAGGACCUGCAGCAGAAAGUCAACACGUUAGCUGCUUUUGAUCUCGAGGAAAUUAAUAAGGCCAUCCAGAACGCUGAAGAUGAUAUCACAUCGAAGGAAGCGAAAAUUCAGCAAGAGGACGCUGGCCUGAAGCAAGCAGAGAUUAAGAUCUUGCCGUGGGAGACGCGAAUCGAAAAAAUGGCCAUACUCAGUCAUGGCCUGAUGGAAAAGAUCCUGUCUUUGUCGCUGGAGGAGAGCAACUUCACGACGCCCCCGCUUGAGUCUGGAACGAAGCCGGAGGAGAUCUCCGAGGAUAGCGCUCUGCAGGGCAACGGGGGUGCAGACGACGACCGAAACGGCGCUGCCGCGUUUCAGCUCGAUCGACAUACCAGCGUCGCCAUCAAGAUGUUGUCCCUAGAUCCAAAUUUGGCCAAGAUCCACGCCCGUCUCAUUUCCCGAAUGCCGGAGAGAACAUUUUGGUACCACUAUUUCUCGCGGGUAGCUACCCUUCGAGCAGAGGUGGACCUGGAGCCGCUGUGUGAAGAUUUGAGCAAGGAACAUCCCGAGACUACAACGAGCGAAGAGUACGACAAAAUCAGUCACGGGGACGUGCAGAGCAUGACGUCACCGUCUGAGCUGGCCAACGAGACGGAUCACAAGCGGGUUGGCGACAAAGACAAGACCAACGACGACGACAACGACGAUGACGAAUAUUCGGAUCUCGGAGACCUGGAUGAUCUGGACGACGGUGCUAGUGACACCAGCAUCGACGCGGCCUUGGAAGCAGAAAUUGCUGCGGAGCUUGGAGAAGGCUAAGACGAGGCGGCAUUACCUAGUAGCGAAAAGUUCUGUGUACACCCCCCCCAAGAACCUGCCCAUGUAUGUUGUACAUAUAGCUCGGGGCAAGGUGUUCGGUAUUCAAUUGCAGUGUAUCGUGUUGUAUCCAAGCAGCUGGUUGUGCAGCUGUAAAACCUUGAGUGAGUAUUGUCUAAAUGCGCCAUUAAUUUUAGGUCUUGAUCUUAAGAGCUUGUUGUUCCUUUUUAUAGACCGUCUACAUGUCGCCACACGCACUACUGCAGGCGUUGCUUAAACUUGCGUCCUGAGCCCUUCGCACAUGGGCCACACGGAAGAGUAUCACACGAACAGCUGAACUGGGCACGACACCCCGAUACGGGGUAGCGACGUAGCAAGUGAUUUUCGUCCUACAUGUUGACAACAUGUUCACUGCUGUUUUGUACUUUCGGGCUGACUGCGGCCGCUGUGAGCCUGCGAGACGAGUUGUUUUGUUUUUCUGCAAUGCAUUGUAUGGUGCGGGUUGAGGACGAUUGCGGCGUAAAGAUCGAUUGUUUUCGCAGCGAGCGCGCGCUCAUGGAUAUCCAUCCAUAUUCCGAUCCGUUUAGGAUUGGUUUCAGCUCCGGAAAAAAAAAACUAUUUAUAAGGAAAAGUG
Messenger RNA from Ectocarpus siliculosus, 1559 nucleotides. The record is from the annotation of a GenBank genome assembly. NCBI's taxonomy places the organism in Eukaryota, Phaeophyceae, Ectocarpales, Ectocarpaceae.